CUCUUGAACACCUCGCGCUCAGCACAUCGUCAGCAUGAUCGAUGGCCACAUCCUUCUCUUCUGCCAUGCUGCCUGGGGCCACACCCGCCCGAUUUGCACCUUCGCCUCGCGCCUCGUCAAGUUGCAGCCCUUCCACGUCACACUGAUCACCUCACCCUCCCUCGUUGACAAGGUGCACCUUGAGAUCUCCCGUAGCUUCGACGCGCACGAGCACGCCAGGCACGACCUGAUCAGGGUCGUCUCACUCUCAUUCGAAGCAGUUCCUUUUGCCCUUGAAGCUGUAGAAGUGCCCUUCCGCGAGAUCUACGAAAGGUUGCUGAACAAGGAGCCCAUCAGCUGCGCCGUCAAGGGUACCUCAUUCCCACCUGUACCGCCUCCAACGUGCGCCAUCCUCGAUUUCUUCGCUGUACAUCCGUUCCGCACGAUCCGGUCCCUCAGCCCGCAAACCAAGAUCCUUGCCUGGCAAAGCGGCUCCUCGUCCUACCUCUUCCGAGAGUAUGGUCCUGCAGAGCAGGGCGGGCAUAUGGCCUCGCUCGCAGGGAAGAGGUUUGAGGAGACCCUGGCUGGCCUAUUCACGAAUAUCACCGGGGAGCUCGUUACGCUCCCUGGCCUCCCUCCCAUGUAUGAUCAUGAAUUCUUCCCGCAGCCGUCCCCGCCCGGCUUCGAGGCCCCCCUGACUCUCAUGCACCUUGCAGGCUUCGAAGUGAUAAACAACUGCGACGGCAUCGUUCAGACCACCGACGCCUCGUACGACACCCCAGGCAUCAGGGCCAUUGAUGCCUGGAUGUCGUCUCUUUCCCCGCCGCGGCCGCUGUACAACAUCGGUCCUCAGCUGCCGCACUCGCAUCCGUCCGAGGCGCGGAGUGGCGAGCUUGAGCAGACUCGCGGCGCGGGCGACGUACUCGCGUUCCUCGACAAGACGCUCGCGUCGCAUGGUGCCGAGUCCUUGGUCUACAUCGCAUUUGGCUCCAUUUUUGGCCCUUGGAUGCAGCCUGACAGGUUAUGGACAAUUCUCGACGUCCUCAUGGAGCACAACGUCCCCUUCAUCCUGAGCCACGCCGCGCCGUUCGCCGUCAUCCCCGAUGACGUCGCCGCUAAAGUGAAGGAGUUCGACCUCGGUUUCCUGUCGUCCUGGACCCCGCAGCAGACCAUUCUCAACCACCCGGUUACCGGCUGGUUCAUCACACAUUGCGGCCAGAACAGUGCAUCCGAGAGUCUCGCCGCCGGAGUUCCUCUGAUUGCCUGGGACUUCGCUGCCGACCAGCCCGUGACCGCUCUCGGGCUGACCGUGCUCGGCGUCGCUUACCAGCUUUUCGAGGUACGCGCGCCUCCCCACGGGCUCAAGCCCAUCCAUCGCCUCGGCACCGACAAACAUCUGACUGGCACUGUCGACGCCGUCCGCACGGAGAUCACGGAGCUCCUUACGAAGAUGAAGGGUGACGACGGCGCGGAGAAGCGACGCAACGCGCGGCGGGUGCGAGCAGAGCUGGAGGCGAGCAUGGCCGAAGGUGGUCGGGCUCGUGGGGAGAUGCACCGGCUCAUCGCAGACCUGGCAGCUUGAUACACAUCCUGCGACAUGUGACAUCGCUAUAUAGAUAUACAAUUGACAACACGCUCAUGCAUCUGCUAAUAUCUCAAGC
Molecule: messenger RNA, 1640 nt
Organism: Punctularia strigosozonata HHB-11173 SS5
Lineage: Eukaryota; Fungi; Basidiomycota; Agaricomycetes; Corticiales; Punctulariaceae
Product: UDP-Glycosyltransferase/glycogen phosphorylase
Exons: 11
Coding region: 35-1561 (508 amino acids)
Molecular function (GO): UDP-glycosyltransferase activity
Source: RefSeq, a predicted model, not a curated record